Messenger RNA from Betta splendens (Siamese fighting fish), 400 nucleotides. Its product is annotated as histone H1-like. The record is from RefSeq and is a predicted model, not a curated record. Gene Ontology annotation, cellular component: nucleosome. Gene Ontology annotation, molecular function: structural constituent of chromatin; DNA binding. NCBI's taxonomy places the organism in Eukaryota, Metazoa, Chordata, Actinopteri, Anabantiformes, Osphronemidae. Gene Ontology annotation, biological process: nucleosome assembly. The transcript has a single exon. The annotation marks the transcript as partial.
AAAUGGCAGAAGAUCCAGACCAAGGGAACCGGCGCGUCCGGCUCCUUCAAGAUCAACGAGAAGACCAACACCAAGCCCAAGAAGACAGCGGCCAAGAAGCCUGCUCCCAAAGCCAAGAAGCCCGCAGCCAAGAAACCCGCAGCCGCUAAGAAGCCCAAAGCAGCGGCAGCAAAGAAGCCGGCGGCCGCUAAGAAGUCCCCGAAGAAGGCGAAGAAGCCAGCAGCGGUCAAGAAGGCGGCCAAGAGCCCGAAGAAGAUGGCAAAGAGCCCCAGGAAGGCAGCAAAAAGCCCCAAGAAGGUGGUGAAGAAGGCCGCUGCUGCCAAGAAGGCUCCGGCCAAGAAGGCAGCGAAGCCCAAAGCCAAGAAAACCGCGGCCAAGAAGUAAGCGGAUCGGUCCACAA